AUGAAAAUUUUCUGCAGAGGAGAGUUACCUGCUCCAAGUUUGCUGAAAGUGCAAUUUGCUGAAGAUAAAGAGUGUUGGGAUGGCAAUCUAAAACACCACCAUGGAACAAAUUUUCAGAGCAAUGUGUUUGCUUUCACUUUUAUCAUGAUGUUAUGUUUACAGAAUGUCCAGAAUUCUAUAGCAGAGGAAGUUUAUUAUGGUGUAGAUGAUUCUUUUCGUGGUUUAGCUCCUCAUAUUGUAGAGUUGCUGUUGGGUUCAUAUAACGCCCAAAUACCACUUAGGGUGUUCAUGGCUAUAGUUUCUCUCUUAUUGGCGAGUUUCUUUGGGUAUCAUGCUAAUCAUUGUCUCACAAACACCGCAAUGAAUGAGACCUUCAAGUGGCAAGACUACUUAAGCUGGCAGAAGAAAUGGAGUGAAGCAAGAGCAAGUGUUGCAGCAUUGAAAGCAAGCAUCACCAGGAUGAGUAGUGAUGGAAAGCCUUCGGAGACCAAAUGUAAAUCCUUCUUUAGAAGGUCCCCUCUAGAGGAUACUGAAGGUGUUGUAAAGAAUAAUGUGUAUGACAACGGAUUCUUUCACAAUUUCUUUGAGGUCGUUUGUCCGGUUUCGACAAGAGCAUCAUUUUUGCAGACCAAAGCAAAAUUUGGCUAA
Molecule: messenger RNA, 648 nt
Organism: Durio zibethinus
Lineage: Eukaryota; Viridiplantae; Streptophyta; Magnoliopsida; Malvales; Malvaceae
Source: RefSeq, a predicted model, not a curated record